Molecule: messenger RNA, 2829 nt
Organism: Sphaeroforma arctica JP610
Lineage: Eukaryota; Ichthyosporea; Ichthyophonida
Exons: 6
Coding region: 229-2394 (721 amino acids)
Biological process (GO): regulation of gene expression
Cellular component (GO): cytoplasm; nucleus
Molecular function (GO): mRNA binding
Source: RefSeq, a predicted model, not a curated record
AGGUCUAUGUAGUCGUGUGAGUUCAAGAGUUGUGAUUAUCUUCACUCGUCUUGUGAAAUGGUAAAUAAUUUGGUCAACAAGCAAGAAGUACCUUCGACGUUUUGAAUGUGUGUUCGCGGUUUAACACACAAGUCAGGUCGUGAGGAGCAUUGAAUACACGCACACACAAACUACAGUCGAGCAAGGAACGUGGUUCUGAAUACCCAUAUUCCUGAGGACACAUACAAGAUGGACUUCCAAGACAUGCUGCAGCAGGCAAAGGACCGGGCAUCGGCCAUUGCCAAAGGUGAGCCAGCCCCCGCAGCCACAGCCGCCCCUGCGGCUGCUGCAUACACCGCCACUGGAGAAGCGGACGCUAACGCCGCAAGUGCAGGCACUAAGCGACCCCACGACGAUGGUGGCGACGAUGACGGUGCAGCCAAGCGUGUCAACACUGGCCUGGGGUACGACCAAUCAUCCAUCAUGCCCACCUCGGAUGUGUACGAUAUACCUACCUCCGCAGCUGGCCUUGUCAUUGGUCGAGGCGGUGAAACCAUCAAGCGCCUGCAGGCCGAGAGCGGCGCUCGCCUGCAGAUUGCGCCCGACUCGCACGAUGGCGUGCACCGCCGUGUGACUAUCACCGGCGACGGCGCCUCUAUCGCCAAGGUACGCUCUCUGAUCAAGGAAGUAGUAGACACAUCUCAGUCCAGUAGCUCAACCGGCGGCAACGCUGAGCCCGAAGAACGCGUGGAGGUCAUGUGCCCCAACAACCGCGUGGGUGUGAUCAUUGGGCGUGGUGGUGAGAAGAUUCGCGAAUUGCAGGCCCACAGUGGGGCUCGCAUCCAGGUGAUACAGGACAACCAGCCACCAGGAGCGAUUGAGAAGCCUGUGGUCAUCUCUGGCGAUAGAGAGAAGGUGGCCAUUGCCAAGAAGAUGGUCGAAGAGAUCAUCGCAGACUCGCCUUACGACAACAGCACCGUCGGCGGGAGCGCUCGUGGGGGUAGUUUCGGGGGUAUGGGCAGCGGAGGCAACUCAGGGUUUGGUGGACAGAGCGGGUCCUACCAGGAGUCCCCGUACGGCACAGUCAAGGUGGAGAUCAGGAUCCCUAGCGACGGGGUGGGUCUGGUCAUCGGCCACGGCGGUAGCACUAUCAAGCGACUGCAGGCGGAGAGUGGGGCCAAGAUACAGCUGGAACAGGACAUGGGCCGGCCCGAACGCGUGGUGACCAUUGAAGGAUUUGCUGAGAGUGUCAAGAGAGGCGAGGCAGCCGUGAUGGAGAUCGUCAACCAACACAAAGAGCGCCAGGGCCGCGGCAGUAUGGGUGGAGGUACGGGCGGCCAUGGUGGCAUGGGUGGUUCCGACGGUCGACCGGAUGUGCGUAUCCCUGUCGACAGUACAAAGGUUGGACUGGUCAUUGGCCGUGGAGGUGAAACCAUCAAGAUGAUCAUCGCAGAGACUGGUGCACGUGUCCAGCUUGACCGAGACGGACCUCAGUACGGGCCUGAGAAGUUUUUCCUGGUCAACGGAACCGAUGAGGAGAUUGCAGCCGCGCGGGCAAUGAUUAUGGAGAAGGCUGGUGGCGGCCCUAUGGGCGGUGGCGGUGGCUACAACAGCCGAGGACCCGCACCUGGCGAUCCUAAUUCCUGGGGACAAGGUGCACCCGGAGGACAAAGCGGUGGGUAUGGCAGCCGAGGCGGAAGCCAGGGAGCUGGAGGCUAUGGACCUCGAGGUGGCCAGGCAGGGCCGGGUGGGUACGGACCCCCUGGAGGACAGAGUUCAGGCGGCUAUGGCAGUCAAGGUGGGGGCUACGGCAGCCAGAGCGCUCAGGGGGGUGGCUAUGGUAGCCGACCCAGCCAGGGGGGACAAUCUGGAGGCUACGGGCAGGAUAGACGCGACUCCAGCUACAGCCAGGGCGCACCAGGGGGGUCAAGUACUGGGCCUAGUGGCGGCGGCUUUAGCGCCCCGGGUGGAGAUAGCCAGGGCGGGUAUGGAGCACCUGGAGCCCAGCAAGGCGCACAGGGCGGGUAUGGAGCUGGCAGUCAGGGCGGGUAUGGUAGUAGCUCACAAGGCAACCAGUCCUCGGCACAAGGUGGCUACGGAAGCCAAGGUGCGGCUGCUGGCGGAUACGGGCAAUCGCAGGGUCAGGGGGCGGGUGGUUACAACAGCCAGGCCCCCGCUGCGGGUGGGUAUGGAGCCAGUCAGCAGAGCGGUUAUACCGCAUCUUCACAACAAUCGUCGUCAGAGCCUGCACCACCGGGACAGGAGAUGUACAAUCAACAACAAGGGCAGCAAGGGGCAAGCGCGGGACAAAGCAGCGAGCAAUGGACGGAACAACAAAAGAUCUGGGCCGAGCAAUGGAAGGAGUACUACGCACAGCAGGCGAAGGCUGGUGGCGAGGGAGCCGCUCAGCAAUGAUGAGAACAUAAGACAACACAGCAGCAAGUAUUCAGUACCCUGUGCAGUUGCUAACGAUGAUUAUACUACUCGCAUCUUUUCUGAAACGGCAUGUAACUGAACGGAAGCAAUCGCUUCAUGCCAUACUAUUUGAAAGAUUGUCUUUGAGAUACCAUCCAUGACCGCUUUGCUCGGACGAAUCACCCUUGUCACUCAUUCAUCGCCUGACGCUGAGUCGUAUUACGAAUAUCACCAAUGCUAUGAUAUUGAUAAUCUGUUGAUAUGAGGAAUGGGAUUAUUGCGAUUGAAUUGGGACUUUCGAUGCACCUAUGUAUUGAUCUAAUCCGAUGCAUGUGCACAUAACAUCUUAUGCACAACGUGCUUAGAUUCGUUGUAAAUAUAUAUUCUCGAACGCUGACCUCGCCAAUGUAAAUAACGCAUCACUCAAAAUGUCGC